GAAGCCACGAAACUCCAGGCGCAGCGGCGGCCGUGGACGCGCCGAGGAGCCGGAGGCUCUGCGGUGCGUCGCGACCCGGCGAGUCGCGGCGAGGCCCAGGAGAGCGCGCUCGCGGGGUGCAGCGUCCGACGUUGGUGGGGUGGGGACGCCGGCCGGCUGGGGAGAGGAGCGGCGGGAGUCCGCGUGCGAGGGCACCACAUCGCCAGGGCGUGAGCGACCCCUCGACGGCGGCCUGGGAUGGGCCAAUCGGGCAAGGAGCAGUGUUGUUCUUCGCUAACAAAGCAUGAAGAUAGGCUCAGCAUGCUGACUGAUGACAUAUUAUUAUCUAUCUUGGGGAGAGUUGACACAGCCACGGCAACACGGACUAGCGUGUUGUCAAAGCGGUGGAGAGAUUUGCCAUGGUUGCUUCCUGUCCUCAACCUUCGUGUCUGGAAUUUUCUGCCGCAUCCAUGCCCGGAACCCAUUGGAGCACAUCACAUGGAUCAAGCAAUGUCACGUCUAACCAAAGCAACUAGGAGUUUCUUGGCUGAUCCAAACAGCAAAUCCACCAUCAUCAAAAGGCUAAGCCUUCAGCUCUAUGUGACCGGCGAUUACACUCGUGAGAUUGGCCCACUGGCUCGCGAUGCGAUUGAUUGCGGGGUAGUAAAAAAACUGUGCCUUGCAAUUGUUGAUGAGAAGGAUCCUAGAGACUGUGAACAUGAGUAUAUGCUACAGCAAGCCCUGGCCGUCGAUGGGUUUUUUACAGCCUAUCCUAGUGUGUUUCAGUGCCUCACAAAGCUCUGUCUGUAUAAUGUGCGGUUUGCUGAGUGGGAUAUGCAACACCUCCUGUUUGACUCCUGCAAGCAACUCAACCAAUUAUCUCUGUCCCACUGUGAUGUUGGGGACUCUUCAGUAUGGCAGAUAAAUGCACCAGAUUCCAAACUCAGAAUCCUUGAGGUCCGCAUGUCCUGCUUGAAGAGAAUUGAGGUGCUCUGCCCACCAAAACUGAAGCAUCUAUGUUGGGACGAGUGGUUUUGUUUUGAGGCCCCCUUGCGUUUUGGUUCUGUUCCAUCCCUCAAGGGGCUGGGCCUUAUUUGUGGUGCGACCAUUGAUCAUCAGGAGUUUAGUCUAAGCCAGGUUCUACAUGGUACCAGAAACAUCCAUGCUCUUACUUUGGAUUUCGAAGGAGAAAGGCUUUGGAUACAACCCGAAGGAAAGCAACUCUGCCAUGCAUUCAAACAGCUAAGGAAGCUGUCUAUUUGUGGCAUCUUUGUCGAUUUUGACCUGUUAUGGACAAUAAAUCUCCUUGAAGCUGCUCCAUCCGUUGAGAUAUUUUCUGUGCGGAUAUGGGACCAUGCUUGCCAGGAUGAUGAGCAGUUAAGAACAAGAACAGGUUACGAGGCUCAAAGAACGAAACCGUCAUGGAGCAUGCCCAAGUUCACAAGCUCUGAAACUUGGCAACUGAGAGAGCUUGAAAUUGUUGGCUUUAGGCCCCAAGAGCUACAAAUUUCAUUUUUAAGGUCCGUCAUGGAGCGAGCUUCAAACUUGAAGAUGGUUCUUCUCAAAGAAGAUAAAGAACCAUGCGACGCUUGCGAUUCAAUGAACACUCCAAGAGGAGGUUUCUGUCCGGCGAACAAAGGUGAGCAGGAAGCAAUCGUCAAGCAGCUUACAGAUGGGGUCGGGUCCUCUGCGCGGAUAAUUUUUCCAAACAGUGGUGGUAGUUGAAUGCGAGCUGUGGUUGUUGAAUGUGUGUUCUGUAUUCGGUGUAGUUUACUUAUGAACGGCUUGUUUCUCUUCUCUUUUCGGACUGUAGAAUUUCUGUUGCCAUGCAACUCUUGUAAGAGAUGUCCAGUGGUUUUUCCAUCGGUGGCCGUCCCAGCUUUACCUGUACUGUGCAAGAGUGUUGGAUCCUGCAGUGUCAACGCGUAGAUUUGAUUAAA
This is a messenger RNA of Triticum dicoccoides, 1919 nucleotides long. RefSeq lists its product as uncharacterized. The record is from RefSeq and is a predicted model, not a curated record. Bases 238 to 1704 code for a protein of 488 amino acids. Gene Ontology annotation, molecular function: protein binding. Lineage: Eukaryota; Viridiplantae; Streptophyta; Magnoliopsida; Poales; Poaceae. The transcript is spliced from 3 exons.